Messenger RNA from Amoebophrya sp. A120, 2422 nucleotides. NCBI's taxonomy places the organism in Eukaryota, Dinophyceae, Syndiniales, Amoebophryaceae. The record is from the annotation of a GenBank genome assembly.
CUCUGGACGAGAAGAUUGAGCGUGUAUCCGAUAGAUUUAUUUUUUCCAAGAAACUUAUUUACCUGUACGUGCAAUUUUGAAUUUUCAGAAGACAAGAUGUACCUGGUUUCGUUUUUCUGCGCUAUCCUCCUGAUCGGGAUCUGUGUCCCGAAAUGGUCCUCCGAGACGGAGUCGAAAUACAGCGGGGACCGCGACAUUCGCUUAUCAAAUGCAAAAAUGUCUGGGUCUGGAAGAAUGCAACUUGUAAUGCGUAUUUCAGAACACGGAAAAGUCUGUCAUGCAUACGUAGCAGAAGCUCCCACUUUUUGUCGGCAAAAUAGGGGACUUGUCAUGCGGAUUCGGCAUUGCAGAAGGUUCUCGAAACCUGUGCUGCUAGAGCUUCCAUGCCAGACCUUCUGUGUCAUGCAAAAACAGCAUGACUCUUCCAGACCCAGACAUUUUUACAUUUGAUAUCGCUACAUGAUCUGUCAUUCGACCUGCCUUUUUGCCGGCGAGGUGUUCGAGAAGGAAGCGAUGCGAAACCAGACCGCCAGCACGUUGCAACGAAACCACCACUUUCGGGAGCUUUUCAGCACCGUGCGCAGUUACGCGUUGGCCCCGCCGUUGAAGAAGAAACAGAACUACUCGGUUUCCACCCACCCGCCGCAAGCGCCGACCUUCGUGCGGUCCCAAGUGGAACACGCGCGGCACCGGGGAACCCACGAUUUGCGGGGCACGGCGGCGCGGUUCGGCAACCAAUUAUACUUCCAGCUGCGGGAAAAUUGGAACACGAAAAGCACGGAGAACGCUGUUACAAUCGACGCCGAACGGCUGAAAACGGGGCAACUGCGGGAUAACAAGGCGGAGAUGCUGAUGGUAACGGGGAUGCGGGCGGCGGCGGAUUUCGUGCAGAAAAAUACUUUGGACGAAAUUCGGAAGAGCAGCUUAUUCAUGUUCGAAGCUCUGGGGAUCAGCAAAAGCACGUGGAAGGAUUAUAACGAAGACGCUGGUCCCUGGUCCGUUCGGCGGGAACUAGGGAAGAAACUUUUGUAUCUUUUCGAUUUCUUCCUCAACUUGUUUGGCGACUUCGAGCAUUUGCUACCCUUCACGCUGCAGGAGGAGUGCGCGUACCGGUGCAGCCAGGACAAUGUGGACACGCGGAAAAAGGGGAAUGAGGUUCUGGUCCAGUACUACGGCAAGUGGGGCUUCAAGCGUCUGUACGGGGCGCAGGAAUUUUUUGCGGCAUUGUUCUCGUUGUUGAACUUUUUCCUUCACCCGGUGUAUUUCUGGUCGAGUUUACGGAAGAUAAAGGAAAUCAUACGGGUUACAAGCAGGAUAAACAGUGGAGAUAGCGAAACUAUUAACACUUUUGCACACAACAAGAACACCUCUCGCGCUUUCCAAAAGGCGAGAACUUCCCUGCUUGGCCACCACACACUCGUCGCGGGCUUCGGGUUCUUUAGCUCGCUUUCCUGGGCCGCGAGCUGUUUAUUUCACGCACGGGAUCGGGAUUUCACGAUGAUGCUGGACUACGUGUUUGUGCAGUGGAUGGGCGGGUGGGCGCUGCUAUCCGGUUUAAUGUACCGAAGCGUGGACGAGCAAUGGGGUUUGACGUUCAAAGCCUUCCUGAAAACGACCACGUUCUACUUUUGUCUCAUCUUCGCAGGCAUCCUCGCCCACCAGACGCAGGUAAUCUUCCAGUCGAGCAGACCCGAUACCGGAAAGCACAUGGUGUUUUGCGUGGGGUUGGCGUCGUCGGGGACCUUAGCGUACUUGAGCGCUUUACUGCGGAAAAACUGUCGGAGCGCGGUGUCGAAAGUCGUGCAGGGUGACUUGAUGACCUGUUGUCGAGGACGUCGCGGGAAUAACGAGGAGGAGAACUACAGCGUUGAAGCGGAAUCUUCUUUGUCGGGGAGGGAUGAAAGAAAGUCAGCUCCGGGUGGCGAGGAGCCUAGUCCGAAAAAAGAAGACAAGAUUGUCACCUCCUCGACACCAGCUCCAGCGUCGACCUCAGAGGGCAAGAAACUGCAAGAGUCGACGGCAAGCACGGCGACAACGCCCUCCCUUCUCGCCCAGCUCCAGGCCUAUUGGGUUUCCUCUCCGGAAUUCUUUCUCGCGAUUGCGGGGGCGUACCCGCUGUUCCUCUGUUUGGAGCUUGCCGACUUCCCGCCGUACGAAGAUUUACUGGACGCGCACGCGCUGUGGCACUUGGGCAGUGUACCCAUUCAAUUUGGCUGGUACAAAUGGUUUUCGAAAGCGGAAGAACUGGUGUUCCUGCCGGAAUUUCUGAAGCAAAGCGGUGCUGCUCAGCAAGCAAAACUGCGAAAAGACUGCCCAGAAGAUAAUGGAGUAGACCGUGCGAAGCAGGAGUAGUUGCACUCAAAAUCAUGAUGUCACGACAUGGAGUAUGUAGUGGCACGCUUGCGGAAAUGAAAUCUGUGAC